Messenger RNA from Paramecium tetraurelia, 2787 nucleotides. RefSeq lists its product as uncharacterized. Gene Ontology annotation, biological process: phosphorelay signal transduction system. The transcript has 5 exons. NCBI's taxonomy places the organism in Eukaryota, Ciliophora, Oligohymenophorea, Peniculida, Parameciidae. The record is from RefSeq and is a predicted model, not a curated record.
AUGGAAAAGGUAGGUGUAGGAAAAUUGUUUCUACAAGAACUUUAAAUAUUCUUUGCCCUGUUAUUAGGUGAGUAGUUAUCUAUUUUAGGUUUACAACAAUCUUAGGGAAUGGACUCAAUAAUUCCUUUAAUUUUGAAUUUCAUUUCUGGAGUAGCAUUUUUUGUGGCAAAAUUUAAAGAUUACAACUAAGUAAAUGUUUUUUGGAAGUUGAAAUUACUAAUAAUUUUGAUCUAAGUAUCUAUGAAUGUGGAAACGAGUCAAUUUUGUUUAAUUAUGACUCAUUUGUUGGAGGAUGAACUGUUGAAGUGUUUUUGCUUGGGAACAGCACUGUUGAUUAACAUAAUAUAGGAUCAGGAGACAAAUUACAUCACAACGAUACCGAACAGCAUUUUGUUAUUUUUCAACAUAGUAAUAUGGUUUGGGUUUCUGUUUAUGAAAUGUACGAACACAAAAAGGGAGGAUGUGUAUCUUGAGAAGGAACUGAAACAGAAGUCGACUCAAUUGAAGGAAUCGAUAAACAAUAGGGAUAUUGGAAGUAGAGUGAAUCAACAGUAAUCAAUGUUGCAAGAAUUGAAUCCUCUGAAAAUAGAGAGUAAUGAGGAUGAGUAGAUUUUACAACAUGUUGCAUGGAUAUAAAAUCAAUCAGUGUUGGUUUACAACAAUAAGCUAAACAUUGUUUAUUAGAAUAUAUUUUUAGGAAAGUUAUUGAAACAAUCUACUUUGGAUGAAUUACAAACCUAGUAAUAGUCAAAGCCUGAUUAUGAGGAGCAAUUCUUAAGCAGUUAGAUUUUGUUGGGGAGUAAAGAAUUAAUAGAGAUUAAUAACGUUGUUGAUUAGUCACUGAAUAGCGAUGGUUCUUUCCUGUUGAAUAGAGUGAAUGAUUAUCACAAGUGCCGAUUGAAAUCGAAACUGACAAUACGUGACCUGACUUUGAUGAUGCAAAAUGAGUUCGAUAAAUGGCGAACGUGUAUGGUGACUCUGUUUGCAUUGAAGAGUGAGAUGCUCGAUUUUGAGAAUGUCCAAGUCAAAGCCUUUGUGAAUAAGAUCAAUGAGAAUUCCUAUGUCUUUUUCCUCUUUGAUUAGAAACCAGUGCAAAAGAAGAGUGACGAAAGCAACCUCCCAAUAAUCAAUGUAAUCACUACUUUUGUGCAUGAAUCAGUAAGUUAUAUUAACUGUAUUUUAACUCUAAUUUUAUUGACAUAAAGUGACCAUGAGAACACUCUAAAAAUAUCCCUAAAAUAGAAUUAUUACACACCAAUCAAAUUAAUAAGUUAGAGGUUCUUCUUAUUUGUAAACAGCAUGAGAGAUUAUAUUUUCUACAUCCAAAACUAGUUGUUUUUGAAGAUCUCAGCAUUUAGAGUGAGUGAUAUCGUGGAAGAGAUAGUGAAUUUAUACGAGGAUAAUUUAAAGAUCAGAGAUGUGAAUCUAAUAACCUCAAUAGAUUUGAGUGAUAACAAUUAAGUGUUAUUCAGUGAUAUUGAUAGAGUACACUAUAAUGUUUAAAAAUAGUUAAAACAAAUUUUAGCUUGUUUAUUAACAUAUUGUUUGAAGUACACUUCAGGAUCAUCCUUGAAAUUGGACAUCAAAAGUUAUACGGUUAGUGGAAUUAUGAUUUCAUUCAAAGAUAGCAUGAUUGCCAAAGAUGAAAGCCUCAGGAAAUCUAUCUCUGCCCUCAUAAAAACUUUGAACUCAUCUCUGAAAACCUCAUCAUUUUAUUAGGUGGAUCUAAAUAAUUUAUUAGAACUCUAAAUUUGUGUGAUAUUAUGUUUCUAAUUGAGUGGCACUUUCAAAAGAGGAAUCGAUUUCCUUUAUGACAGUUAGGGAUGCGGGACAUUCACUUUUGUAGUUGAAUCCCAAUCCAGUUCGUAGAGGAUGUAGAGUCAUCAAGAUACAGGGCCAAUUAAAAUCAUAGGACAAAGAAAAUAUUAUGAAACAUCCUUAUCCUUAAUGUUGGCCCAAGACAGCAGUGGCUAUAGAGAAGAGUCAAAGUAUAAUAUCUGCAUCAUUAGAUACUACACGUUAAGCCAAUUAUCGAAGUAAUUCUCUAUGAAACCUGGAGAGGGCCUAGAUGCUCACAGCGCGUACUUCUCCCAAAUCUCCAGGAUCAAAUAAGACUCAUCAAAUUCUAGAUAGGUCUAGAAUUCUGGGUCAGUUCCCAAAUAAUCUAAAGAGUAGACAAUCAGCUAUUCUGGAACUUGGAAACAAGGGUUUCCUGAUAUCGUUUAAUAGACAUAUAAGAAGAGUAGGAAUGAAAGAAGUGAAUCUCAAUAAGACUCUCAUUCAGCGUAUGAAGGAUUGGAACAAAGCAUUCCCUCUAUACAUCCUCCUGAAUUCACUCCUAAGUUGCUGCCUUCAGUCAUUAAAUAUCGACUGAGGUUGACUUGUUGUUCCAAAGUGUUAAUAGUUGAUAAUGAUCAUUACAGUGUAUUAUCAUUACAGAAGGUACUAGAGAAAUAUAACAUCAAAUGUGACAGGGCCUUCAAUGGAGUGGAGGCUUAAUAGAUGAUUUCGAAUAAGUAAAUCAAGCCUUGCCAUUGUGGGAACAGGUCGUACUUGUUAUUUUUCAUAGAAUUUCAUCUGCCACUUUUAUCGGGAAUCGAACUUAUGAAAUUCUUGAAGAGUUAGAUGAAAAUGGGAUUGAUUGAUAAAGGAUUUGCAAUAAUUAUUUCAACAUUUGCUGAUUUGAAUUUGAAAUUGGAAUGCUUUAAGAAUGGUGCCGAUUACUUCAUUGCAAAACCAUUUGAUUUAAUAGAUAUAGGAGCAGCAGUUUAAUAUUUAGAUUUUUGA